Tetrahymena thermophila SB210 is the source of this 426-nucleotide messenger RNA. RefSeq names its product transmembrane protein, putative. The record is from RefSeq and is a predicted model, not a curated record. The transcript has a single exon. NCBI's taxonomy places the organism in Eukaryota, Ciliophora, Oligohymenophorea, Hymenostomatida, Tetrahymenidae.
AUGAUUAAUUAAUUGAUUUACACAUAUAAUAUAAUUUUUUUUAUACAAAAUUAAAUUAUUUUCUAAUUGAUAUUAUGUUUUAUAUAUAAAUAAUUGUUUUUUUUGACAUGUUAAAUACUCUUCAAUGUAUCUUAUACUUAAAGACAACAGCUUUAAGCAUGUUUAACUAGUUUUUUCUUUAAGCUAAUAUAUGACCAAUUGUGGGAUCAUCCUGCAUUUCUGCAAGAGUUGGUUUUCUCUUGUUCUUCAAUUGGAAUUAAUAUUACCACUCUCUUAUAGUUUCUUCUUCAGCAUUCAUAUUUCUAUGAAUAGAAGCGGCAUCUGGAUUAAAGAAUGGGUUAUCUUGAUUGGAAUAAACGAAUGUCUCUUUAGUAUGUCUAACAAUUUCAUCUUCUUUUAAAGACUUUUCUUAUACUUUAUCUUUGA